AUGGAACGAGAUACACAAGACCAAGGACAAAGGAUUCUGCGAUCUUCUGAUAUGGAUCCUAUUGAGUUUGACCCUCAAGUGUUGGGCAGCGUAUAUGGUGACGAGUCUAUGGAUCGUGGUAGUCGGCCUUUCCAACAGUCCAAGACCACUGAGUAUUGGUCAGUCUGCAUAGAAAUCUUUCAACAAUUAGAGUCUCACAUGUGUACCUAG
Messenger RNA from Fusarium venenatum, 210 nucleotides. Lineage: Eukaryota; Fungi; Ascomycota; Sordariomycetes; Hypocreales; Nectriaceae. The record is from RefSeq and is a predicted model, not a curated record.